Molecule: messenger RNA, 1170 nt
Organism: Nothoprocta perdicaria
Lineage: Eukaryota; Metazoa; Chordata; Aves; Tinamiformes; Tinamidae
Gene: NPFFR1
Product: neuropeptide FF receptor 1
Exons: 4
Coding region: 1-1170 (389 amino acids)
Biological process (GO): G protein-coupled receptor signaling pathway
Cellular component (GO): membrane
Molecular function (GO): neuropeptide receptor activity; peptide binding
Source: RefSeq, a predicted model, not a curated record
AUGCCGGCGCCGCAGGCGGACGCGGGACGCCCCGAGGACGGCGCCGUCAACGCGAGCUGGCGGGAGCCGCGCGGCAACGUCACCUUCUCGCCCUACUACCAGCACUCGGGCGCGGUGGCGGGCGCCCUGGUGGCCGCCUACGGCCUCCUCUUCGUGGCGUGCGUGGCGGGCAACGCGCUCGUGUGCCUCACGGUGCUGCGCAGCCGCCGCAUGCGCACGGCCACCAACACCUUCAUCCUCAACCUGGCCGUCAGCGACCUCCUCGUGGGCAUCUUCUGCAUGCCCACCACGCUUGUGGACAACCUCAUCACGGGGUGGCCCUUUGGCAACGCCAUGUGCAAGAUGAGCGGCCUCGUGCAGGGCAUGUCCGUCUCGGCGUCUGUCUUCACGCUGGUGGCCAUCGCCGUGGAAAGGUUCCGCUGCAUCGUGCACCCGCUCCGCGAGAAGCUGACGCCGCGCAAGGCGCUGGCGACCAUCGCGGCCAUCUGGGCGCUGUCGCUCGCCAUCAUGAGCCCGUCGGCGGCCACGCUGACGGUGACGCGGGAGGAGCGGCACCUGGCGCUGGACGCGCACAACGUCUCCCACGCGCUGUACGCGUGCUGGGAGGCCUGGCCGCGCGCGGGCAUGCGGCGCGCCUACACCGCCGUGCUCUUCGCGCACAUCUACGCGGCGCCGCUGGCGCUCAUGGUGGCGCUCUACGCGCGCGUCGCCCUCAAGCUCUGCGCCGCGGCGCCCGCGGCGGCGGGGGAGCGCGUGCCGCGGCGCAAGGCGCGCGUGGUGCACAUGCUGGUGGCCGUGGCGCUCGUCUUCACGCUCUCGUGGCUGCCGCUGUGGACGCUGACGCUGCUGGCGGACUACGGGCGCCUGAGCGAGCGGCAGCUGCGCCUCGUGGCCGCCUACGCCUUCCCGCUCGCGCACUGGCUCGCCUUCCUCAACAGCGGCGUCAACCCCGUCAUCUACGGCUACUUCAACGGCAACUUCCGACGGGGCUUCCGAGAGGCGUUCCGGGCGCCCUGCCGCGCCGCCUCGCCCUCCGCACGCGGGCACGGGCGCGCCGCGCUCUUCGGUGCCCGCAACCGCGUCUUCGCCACCGCCGCCGCGCACAGCAGCGACUCCGACGCGCCGCCGCCACCGCCACGCUCCGGCGGUGUCCCUGCCUGGGGCCUCUGA